Molecule: messenger RNA, 2733 nt
Organism: Cololabis saira (Pacific saury)
Lineage: Eukaryota; Metazoa; Chordata; Actinopteri; Beloniformes; Belonidae
Gene: zdhhc2
Product: zinc finger DHHC-type palmitoyltransferase 2
Exons: 14
Coding region: 339-1481 (380 amino acids)
Biological process (GO): protein targeting to membrane; peptidyl-L-cysteine S-palmitoylation
Cellular component (GO): endoplasmic reticulum; Golgi apparatus
Molecular function (GO): protein-cysteine S-palmitoyltransferase activity
Source: RefSeq, a predicted model, not a curated record
CCAUGGUAACCUGCGGGGAGGCGAGCAGGGGCGGCGCUGGCUCCGAGGCGCGUGUCUGCGCCUGCAUACGUGUAUGCAUGUAAGUGUGCGUGUGUAUGUUCGUGCACGAGCCGUGUCUGGUGCCGUGUCGUCGCCUGCGGGGAUCCGGUGGCUGAGCUGCAGAUGCGGCUGCGAUGAUCAGACUCGGAGCAGGGAUGCAGUGACUCCCUACGAGAAGACAGGGACGCAAGCACAGACCGUGGAAGAGGAGAGGAGAGGAGAGCAGAGGAGAGGAGGAGAGGAGGAGGGGAGGGAGGGCAGCAGACGAAUGCGCACGGGAAAUGAGCCGCUUCUAGACUAUGGCACCGUCGGGAUCGCGUAGUGUGAAGCGGGGCUGCUGGAGAGUUUUAUACUGGAUCCCCGUCCUCUUCAUCGCUCUCAUAGUGGCGUGGUCAUACUACGCCUAUGUUUUCCAGCUUUGCAUAGAGUCCAUCGAAGACACGGGAGAAAAGGUGGUGUACUUGCUGGUGUACCAUGUCAUCUUCCUCAUGUUUGUGUGGGCUUACUGGCAGACCAUCUUCACCAGGCCCGCCAACCCCCUGAAGGAGUUCCACCUGUCCCACCCUGACAAAGAGCUGAUGGGGCGUGAAGAUCGGGGAGAGUCUCAGCAGGAGAUCCUGAGGAGGAUAGCCAAGGAACUGCCCAUCUACACCCGCACUAACUCUGGAGCAAUCCGUUUCUGUGACCGCUGCCAGCUGCUGAAGCCUGAUCGAUGUCACCAUUGUUCAGUGUGUGAUAAAUGCAUCCUGAAGAUGGAUCACCACUGCCCCUGGGUGAACAACUGCGUGGGAUUCUCUAACUACAAAUAUUUCAUGCUCUUUCUGUCAUACUCUCUACUGUACUGCCUUUUUAUAACAGCUACAGAUCUUCAGUAUUUCAUCAAGUUUUGGACAGCUGGAGGUAGAGCACAUUUCCGUCUGAGAGAAUACCUGAAAGGCCUGCCAGACACUCAGGCGAAGUUCCACAUCCUGUUCCUCUUCUUCUCUGCCUCCAUGUUUUCCGUCAGCCUGGCUUCGCUUUUCAUCUAUCACUGCUGGCUGGUCUGCAAGAACAGAUCCACCCUCGAGGCCGUGCGUUCUCCAGUGUUUCGUCACGGCGCAGACAAAAACGGCUUCAGUCUUGGCUCCAGUAAGAACUUCCGUCAGGUCUUUGGAGAUGAAGCUAAAUACUGGCCUAUCCCCAUUUUCUCAAGUUUGGGCGACGGCUGCUCAUUUCCAACCUGCCUAGUGAAUCUGGACCCCGAGCAGCCCUCUUCACCCCCUGGGUUCAACUCUACCAGUAAGAGUGCAGGGGAGGGCCGUCAGUUCCCGUCCAAACCGCUGAGGGACAGUCAGAGCCGCCUGCUCACUAGCACCCCCUCGUGGUCAGAGAGUGAAAGUGCAACCGAGAAGGACAAGAAGGGUGCCAGUAACCCUGGGAUGACCAUCACGAAUGAGGCGUAACCACAGUCACAGCUGACAACUACAAACCAGAAAAGUCUAUGCUGCCUCCUCCUCUGUGUUUGUGCCUAUCUGAGCAUGACUUUGGUCUUGAUGUCCGCAUCGUUUCCAGUGAUGCAUCCUGCUCCUGAGAAGCCUGCAAGACUCACACCAGAAACAACCCAGAGGAAGAUUAUUAUUGUUAUCAUGCAUUAUUACUGCUAUUAUUGUUAUUAUUACUAUUAUGCUUUUGUCUGAAAGUUAAUUCAGUUGAGAUCAAAAUAUCAUUCCAGUGAUCUCUUUUAUUUGUAUGUAAAUAAGCACAGAGCUGCAGUAGAGGCGCUGAACUUUUGUACUUUCCUUUUUCUAAGUCAAUCUGAGAUGCUCUUUAGGUUACAGCUCAUGUCUCAGAACAUCUCAGAAUAAUCUACAUAUGUAUUCGUUAGAUGUUACUUAACUUAGUCUACCAUAUUAGUAAAUGCUGUUUGCCAAAUGUUUGCACACUUUAGUGUAGCCAAGUAGAGGUGUUGAUGUGCUGUAACCGACAUUCCUUCUUCCUUUUCGUUUUUCUUUGUCUUUUUGGAGGCAAGGGAGGGCAGGUUUUUUCCAGCCUCCGUAUAAAGUAUCGUGGAAGUUCAAGUGAUGCAUGCUCUCAUCUCAGGAUGUCAAACACAACUUGUAAUGUUGGUGAUGGUGGUGGGGGGGUAAUAGACUUCAAUAAGGGCUCUCCUGACUCCUAAAAGCGUGAGUGAGGAUGUUACCUUCACACUGAAACAUCUCAUGCCCACACACCCCCUUCUCCUGCCAAACACCUGAACUGCUGUCUGGUCUCUACUCCAUGUCAAACUGCUGGCCAGAAGUUUCCUGACUGUUUCUCCCUGGAGGGCUGACACACUGGCUGCCUGCAAAAAAACAAGCCUCCAGUGCUUCUGCUGCAGAUCUGCCUGCCGUCAACAAGCAGAUACUGUUGGUUAUUCCUCUGUUCUGUCACACAACUUGAUGUUGUGGCUGCAUCCCAGAGUGAAAAAAGAAAUAUAAUCCAGCCCACUUGCUUUGUACAGCCUAUCUUCUUCCUGUGGAGGACUCUGUCUCGGGCAGGAAGUUAAACCAUAACAGAAAACCAGUUUCAGGAAUGUAUGCUUAAGGAAAAAAAAACUUCCCGUGACAUAUAUUUUUCUAUCUCUGUCUGAUUUGAGACGAUAUGGAUGUGCAGCAAUGUAAUGUACAGCUCUGAUGCCUUAUAAGAAAAUAAAAUGAGCUCAUGUUCUGUCUCAUU